GUUAUUCUUACUGUUAACAUAUUAAACACUACUGAGGCUUACUUGCGUUGCAAGUCUUUGGUAGACAUGCACUUCCUAUAUAUCACGUUGGCAUCGGCCAUGCUUGGGCUUGUCAGUAGUCAAAGCUGUCCAGGUGUUGCCGCUCCUCGAUAUGCAUUUGCGACAGAUCCUGCAUAUAAGGCAAAGAAGGUCGCCGGGGGUUUGACGAAUCCUCGCGGCCUCACACUAGACAAGGCUGGUCGCAUUCUCAUCCUCGAGCGUGGUAAGGGAAUCAGUCAGCACACUGUCGAUUCUGCUGGCUGCAUCACGAAGAGCGUCACCCUGCUGAGCUUGACCUCCUUGAACCAUGGCAUCUAUCUCAGCCCCGACGGAACAAAGCUGUAUGCCAGCAGUUCCACUGACGCCUUCAGAUGGUCAUACAAUCCCACUACCGGAGCAAUUGGCAGCACCCGCACCACUGUUGUUACGGGCAUGAACCCGGGGGGCCACUCAACAAGGACAUUGGUGAUAUCGCCGAAGGCCCCAAAUCUCCUCGUUGUGUCGCAGGGCUCGAGCGAAAACAUUGACGCCGCGUCUAUUGACCCAAGUGUGGCUAGAGCGAUCGUUAAGGUCUUUGAUCUCAACUCUGUGCCCUCAGGCGGGUACAACUAUGUCUCGCAAGGCUAUAAUGCUGGAUAUGGCCUCCGGAACGAAGUCGGCCUUGCUUUCGAUGGACAAGGAAUGUUGUGGGGCGUUGAAAACAGUGGUGACAAUUUCGUGCGCACCGUCAAUGGUGUUACGACUGAUAUACAUCUGAACAACCCUGCAGAGGAACUCAACUUCUUAGGAAAUGUGAGCAAGCCGAAUAAUAACUGGUACGGAUAUCCGACUUGCUUCACAGUCGGCGACCCGAGCCAAUUCAAGGAUACCACCACUUUCUCCUUGGGCGAUCAAUUCGUACAGGCACCAACCAGUACCAUCAACGACUCGUACUGCAAGCAGAAAUCCGUAGCACCGCGCCUCAUUUUCCCAGCCCACUCCGCACCUUUGGAUGCCAAAUUCGACAGUACUUUUUCAAACCUCUAUGUAACACUUCACGGCGCUUGGAAUCGAUCUCCUCCCACCGGCUACGGCCUUGUACGCGUACCCUUCACAAAGGCCAGUGACGGCUCUUACGCUCCAGCCUCGCCCCUGAACAAGGUCGGAUAUGUCAAGGUCUUCACUCCGUCAAAGUCAAAUGGUCCGACAUGCUCUGCCACAACAUGUGCUCGACCAGUUGGUCUUUACUUUGAUGCAGCUGGUCGACUGUAUAUGACCAGUGAUGCAUCCGGGGAGUUAUUCCUGAUUCAAAAGGUGUGAGAUGCUCCGUUGAGUAUUCUGAUGUGGUCGCUUCUUGGAUGUUUGAUAAGUUAGAUGAUUGGUAGAUUGGUGCUGCUGCCUUGCCGUGCGUAUCGAAGGACAAACCACACGAGCACUUUCUUUAAAAUAUACAGUCCAGAAGAUGUAUUUGUUAAUGUCAAUCCGUCUAUCCUUUAUUAAUAUUUAUA
Truncatella angustata is the source of this 1526-nucleotide messenger RNA. RefSeq lists its product as uncharacterized. The transcript has 3 exons. The record is from RefSeq and is a predicted model, not a curated record. NCBI's taxonomy places the organism in Eukaryota, Fungi, Ascomycota, Sordariomycetes, Amphisphaeriales, Sporocadaceae. The coding region runs from base 67 to 1338 and encodes 423 amino acids.